Messenger RNA from Durio zibethinus, 418 nucleotides. NCBI's taxonomy places the organism in Eukaryota, Viridiplantae, Streptophyta, Magnoliopsida, Malvales, Malvaceae. The record is from RefSeq and is a predicted model, not a curated record.
AUGAUUUAUUGUUUUAUGCAGGAAUAUUACAAUCCAAACCAAUCCAUGCUGGAGUUAGUUUUUGCCCUUGCUGAAGAAUGGAUUGCACAGAGUGACUCAGAAAUUAUUGAUGCUACAAUGAAGGAACUUGCAAAGCUCUUUCCUGAUGAAAUUUCUGCAGAUCAGAGCAAAGCAAAAGUCAUAAAGUACCAUAUUGUUAAAACACCAAGAUCUUUAUAUAAAACUGUUCCAAAUUGUGAACCCUGCUGCCCCUUGCAAAGAUUUCCGAUAGAGGGGUUCUGUCUGGCAGGCGAUUACACAAAGCAAAAGUAUUUAGGUUCAAUGGAAGGUGCUGUUCUCUCAGGGAAGCUUUGUGCACAGUCUAUUGUACAGGUACUUUUUGCAUUAUUUUGCGCUGCCAUGUUGCUAUAACUGAACC